This is a messenger RNA of Acinonyx jubatus (cheetah), 14812 nucleotides long. It is a transcript of the gene ITSN1, whose product is annotated as intersectin 1. The record is from RefSeq and is a predicted model, not a curated record. Gene Ontology annotation, molecular function: protein binding; molecular adaptor activity; calcium ion binding. Bases 7759 to 12924 code for a protein of 1721 amino acids. The transcript has 40 exons. Gene Ontology annotation, cellular component: presynaptic membrane; plasma membrane; intracellular vesicle. NCBI's taxonomy places the organism in Eukaryota, Metazoa, Chordata, Mammalia, Carnivora, Felidae. Gene Ontology annotation, biological process: positive regulation of Rho protein signal transduction; endosomal transport; intracellular signal transduction.
GGGAUGAGCACUGGGUGUUGUAUGGAAACCAAUUUGACAAUAAAUUUCAUAUUAAAAAAAAAAAGCAGUGAUAACCUGCUUUGGUACUGAGUAAAUAAACAGGGAAGCCUCUGAUGUUAAACUGAACUUGUUUGAUUUUAAGGCCAAAUAAAUGAAGACUGUUUCUAAGAAAGACUCAUGCUGUGUGCAGAUAAAGAAGAACUCCUAAGUAUUUUUAUUGUUGCCUCCAGAAUUGCACAUAAUCUAGAAGAAGAUUUAUCCAAAAAAAAAAAAAAAAUCGCCACCUUGCGUAUGUUAAGAUAUUCAAGUAAAAUAAAGUCAUCAGUGUUCUAAUUCAUAGCUUUUUUUCCCUUGAAAAGGCAUAUGUUUAAGCACCUGCUUCAUUAGUUGGGGCUGUAUUUUUCAUAUUUCUGUCAGAACUCCAGAUAACUGACUUGAAAAUACAUGACUAAUAUAAUACCGUGAAGUUUAGGAAACUAGUAGUUCAUUUCUGUUGAAUUCCUUGAAACAUCAUUUGGAGUUAAAAAUUCUUACGUUGAGGCAUGGGGUUUUGUGUGUAUGUUUUUGCUGUGGUAUCUGUUACCUUGGAGAGUAAAAAUUGGUUCCCAAAUCUUUGUAGUACUACACUAUAGCAGGAAUCUCAGUGGGAAAAGACUCCUUUUUCGGUUCUCACUCUGUGCAGGUGCCCCCUGAAGAUGGAAGGGUAAUCACGUGGAAUUCUCAGUAUUUACUUCAUUCAUUCAUUCAGUAGACAUUGUUUGUAUGCCUUUUAUGGGCCAAACCAUGUAACAGAUGUAAGAAACAGGAUGUAAGCUUGAUCCUGUAAGCUUUCUGAGUCAGCUGCUUUCUGAGAAAAAGUAGUUUACAGUGGAUCUGGUUUUAAGCUAAGAGCAUGCACAAGAAACCAGAGGAGAUUCACUUAACCCAUUUUCGGGUCCAAAGAAGACAUGUGGCCCAAAUUCAGAAUGACAGGAAGAGUUAGCCAGGGCAAGAAGGGAGGACAGAGAGAGAGCAUGGGCAGAAAUCUGCAAAUGGUAGGUAAAUUCAGUUCUUUUUGUAAGACUAGUUCACUAGUAAAUAGUUACAAUCUGUAGUAGUCAUAUAAUAAAUAAAAUACUUAUGGUUGCCUAAUGUAGAUGUAUUAAUUUUGGGUAUCUUUCCUUGAUGUAUUUCUACACACUGUCUAGGCUCAUUGUUUUCCUUUUUAAUUUUGUACUUGUUAUGGUCAGUGACUACAUUCAUUCUCUUGCCAUGUGUAAUGUGUGUCUGUUUGGGUCUCCCCAAAUGCAACUUCUUUGUUGCCUCAGAGGGGCAAAUUGGAAAAAGUAAAUUGGUAAAGGUAGAUCUGGUCUUGACACAUUCCUAUUAAAUCUCUAAGUAGCUCUCCUUUCCAGGAAGAAGUGCUAGUAGGACAUGGUCUGGUCCCAGCUCCCUCCAUCCUAAACCCUUGUCCAUGGGAUGGCUUCCUUCCCAAGUGUUCACACUCAACCUAGACAGUGGUUCUGCAAACUUAUCUUUAUUCUCCAAAGCCUGUGUGCUAACUGGUGACCUUUCUACCAUGUUCAGUUCAUCAGUUUCUCUUCUCUGCUGCCUUUGUACCCUGGCCUGCUGUCUGUUGUAUGAAGUCCACUAUGCCAGAAUUAUUUGUUUACUCUCUGUUCCUGCUCUAAAUUUGAGCUCUUUGAUGCAGGACCUGUAUCCUUCUGUCUUUGAAUUUGUAUGUUUAUCACAGUAACUGUCAUGUAAUAAAUAGUCAUCAUUUUACUUCAGCUGAGCAAUGGUAAUAUUUAAACAUAUAGUUAUUGUUACAUUUACUGUCUGAUGAUUGUGACUGAAGAAAAAAGUGCAUUAAGGCACUGUUUCAAACUUUUUACUUACUAAAACUCACUUAAUCCUCAUUAAAGAAAAAGGUUAUUUUUACACUCAUUAAAAUUGUGAGGAAGAGUUUAUUCAAGACUGUUGUAAUAGAGGAGAGAGAUUGGGUUCGAUUCUGAACACAGGGACAAGUGGGGGUUUACAGCCAAGGAGCGGGGUGAAGAGGGUCAGUAGAGGGAUAAUUACUAUGAAGAGCCAUCAGGGCGGGGAUUCUUGCUAAAGGCAGGCCAAGACUCAUCCAUCAAAGGUUCGGGGAUGAGGAACUUGAUCACAUAUCGAGUGUGAGCAAAUGUCAAGGGUAGCGGGGCUCUCAGGAAACUAGCUUAGCAGGAUUCUUGCUAAAAUUGAGCUAGGCAGACUGAAGACCAGAUGGGGCCAAAGCCAAGGCCUACUUGAGAGGAGGGCUUAAAGGAACUUGAUUAAGGUGGGGUCAGGGAGAGUCUUUGUCAUUAUGGACCUUACAGUUAGGUACUAUUAUUACCAGCAUUUUAUAGAUAAAGAAUCUAGAACUUAGAAAUAGCCUAAGCAACUCAACAAGGCUCAGAGGCAGUAAGUUCCAGAGCCGGAUGCUUUCCAUCUGAUGACUUUAAACUGUUGAUUAUCUUCUGCCUUGCCUGGUGACGAUGGCUCAGUGAAAUUUUGCUAACCUACUGUGAGAGUCCACAGAAGUUUACUUUUAUUUUAGAAUGAUUUGUGGUCUCACUGCUGCCAAUGCUGUUGCAAAGCCCAUGCUUUCCUUGGAGCAACAUAGGCCUCUUGUAACAGAGGACGUUCAAGUGUUAGCACCUUUAUUAGAAUUUCACAUAGAUGGGGUGGCUGUAUAGAUUUCUAGUUUCUAUUCUCUUCAGCAGAGUAACAUUUUUCAGUUCGAUUUCUGGAUCUUGCCUGUUGAGAUAUAGCCACAAAGGAAGAAAAUAUAAAAAUUAGAAUUAAAAAAAUUUUUUGUCUGUUUAUUUAUUUUUGAGAGAGAACACACACAUGAGGGGUGGGGCAGAGAGAGAGGGAGAGAGAAAGAAUCCCAAACAGGCUGUGCACUUCCAGCACAGAGCGUGACGCGGGGCUUGGACUCAGGAACUGUGAGAUCAUGACCUGAUCCAAAACCAAGAGUCAGGCACUUCCCCACCUGAGCCACGCAUGCGCCCUCAAAAUUGGGAUUUUAGAUGUUCUGAACAUAAAAGGUGAUUUUAAACAUUAAUCAGUAAUGUGUUUCUAUGCAAAGCUCUUUUAAAAAUGGGUGAGCCAGUGAGCUUUCUGAGUCAGCUGCUUUAUAAAUGGUAGUGACACAUGACCAUUUUUGCGUGAUUUCACUCAGUUUUCUAAGAAAAUUAAAAAUCAAAUAACUUGUAUAGCUGCUGUUCUCUUUAGCAUCUGCAGUCUGAAUUAAGAGGAAGUUUCCUCAGAUGGCCAGGCAAUUUGAAGGCCGCCUUCCACUACUGGGAUCCCUUCCCCUGCAUAGCAUCUCUUGUAUUCUCUUACCCCUCUUAUAUUCCUGCCAUCCAGGAUCAUUUAGACCUUGGGGGCAUUUUGUACUUUUAUAUGGUAGUUUGUCCCUGCCAUCAUGCCUUUCUUCAGCCUAGAAUGCUGUGAUCUCUGUAUGGAUACACAGCUCCUAAUUUAAAUCACACUCUGCUAGUUAUUCUGCAAAGUGACUUCUUACGGUUUCAGUCCUGUUGGUAGUUGUUUUUCUCCCCCCUCUGAGCUUUCACAGUCCUCUGCAAGACUACAGUGUGUUAUCUCAUCUGAUACAAUAUGUAUGAAAGGAGUAGCUGUGAAUCAUUAUACCAUUUUAGAUGUUAGAGUAUUUAUAACUCCUUAUCCAACUUGUAAUUUUGGGGUAUAUUUUCUUCUAUCAGAGCAUUUUUUAUUUAAAGUUCAUUUAUUUAUUUUGAGAGAGAGAGAGUGUUUGUGCAAGCGGGGGAAGGACAGAGAGAGAGGGAGAAAGAGAGAAUUCCAAGCAGGCCCCACGCUGUCAGUGCAGAGCCCAACGUGGGGCUUGAACCAAUGAACCAUGAGAUCAUGACCUGAGCUGAAAUCAGGAGUCAUAUGCUUAACCGACUGAGCCACCUAGGCGCCCCUGCCAGAGCAUUUUUUAAAAAGAAAAACGUGGUGGACAUAAUACCAUGUAUAAAAUUCUAAACUUUUUUUUUUUGAUAAGCAUUUUUAAUUGUUUUAAUGGUCACAUAUUUCAUGGUAUAGAUACAAUAUCAUAAUUUACCUAUAUUUUCUACCUAAUAAUGUUCCUAUGCUAUCAAACAUUUAAGUUUAUUUCAGUUUUUAAUUGUUCAGAAUAAAGUCACAGUGAACACCUUUCGGACAUAUAGCUUUGCAUUUUGGAUUAUUUUCUUCGGGCAGGAAUCGAAUUAUUAGGUACAUGAGUUAAGAACAUUUUUCCCCCCUCUUUUUUUUUUUUUUUUUUUUUUUUAGUUUAUUGAUUUAUUUUGAGAGAGCCAUAGAGAGCGUGAGCAAGGGAGGGGCAGAAAGAGAGGGAGAAUCCCAAGCAGGCUUUUGGUCGGUAUGUAGAGCCUGACAGGGGGGCUUGAACUCUGGAAACUGUGACAUCAUGACCUGAGCCCAAAUCGAGAGUCAGAAGCUCAACCAGCUGAGCUGCCCAGGAGUCCCUUUUCCCCAUUCUUGAUACAUUUCUUGUCCCCUUGCUUUUGAAAGGAGUUGUAAUAGUUCACCCUCCCACCAGCAGUGUGAGAGGGCUCUCUUUGCUCUGUGGUUAUUAACAUUGGAAAUCUGAAUUAAUAAACUUAUUUAUUUUGAGGCUUUACUUCAUUCCUUUGUGAUAAGUUUUGAAGCUGGGUUGACCUUAAGUAAAUUGGCUCAAAUUCUCAAGUAAAAUUUCCCUUAGACAAAACCUUCGUAAGAUCCAUUUAAAAGUUGGGAUGUCAAGAAAAUAAAACCUUUGUCAGAGAGGGAAUGAAAGGUUAGUUUUAUAAUGUCCACAUCUAGAUGAAUGUUAUUCAGUGAAAUACAUAUUGAGUGAAUUAACUUUUCUUCCCUUCAGUAACAACAGUUAUCUUUUCAAAAAUCUUUUGAAUGUUAUUUGGAAUUAUAAAGCUUAAUAGCUCUACUGGGUUUCACAACAUUGAAAUUAAAUGCAGUCAACAUUAAGUGUGCAAACGUGCCUAAAAUGUAAUUCUAGAUAAACUGAAUUGUAAUCCACAUUUUGAGUAUAAAAUUGGCUUCUCCCACAUUUUUCAUAUUAUAAAUAGAAGUGAGCCUUUUGAAGGAGAAUAUGAAACUGAGGAAGUCUGGGAUUUUCUUCUUUUGUAGUCCUAUUCCAGAUCACAAUGUAUUUGUGAUUCUUUUUAACAGAGACUUCCAAACUUCCUUUCUGUACUGCAGUGAUACAGCUGGAUCUACUUAAAGUAAUUAGUGAAAUCUUCAGUAAAUGAUGACCACGAUUCUUUUCAGCUUUUCUCAGGCUUAAAUACAUUUCAGUGUAUCUCAGUCAAGUGGAGUGAAAUUAAAGAUUUGAAUCGUGUAUCUCUUGCCUUCUACAGCGGUCUGGUUUUCUGUUAGCUACAGUCUAUUUAGUGGUUUAGUGAUGCUAAUGUUAUUGAACGGUUUUUAGUCCUAAAACUUCCUAGUGAUGAUAAAUCUUACCCUGCAUAGAAGUCCCCUGGGUCACCAGGGCGAAGUUGGUUUUAUUAAUGACUGCAUUGUCGUUUGCUCUCAUUCAUGACACUCAGUGACUUUUCAUUGAUGUUGCAGUACAGUUUUUUCCCUUGGACUUCGCCCAUUCUUUACACAUUGGUAAAUAAGCUUCAGCUGUAGCAGGAGGCAGCUAGCAUCUAUGUGUGGAUCAGAUUAUCAAUAUGUACCUAUGUAGAUUUCCUUUAUCUCCUGAUUGGGCAAGCACUUAACUGUCCUUAGCGAAAACUCUAAGGGAUUAAAACACAUUUCCAUUGAGUUUUCCACUUGCUGGCAUCGGGAGUUCGUUAUGUUGGACUGGAGGGUCUAACUGAUACUGCUAUCCAUUGUGGCACUACAUCUGUGAAGAUGUCCAAGAUGUGAAAUGUUUGCUGGGUUCUCAGUUAUUCUCAUCAAGGCUUAUAUGUAGCCAAUUCAGUUUUGAUGAAUACAUUCAAAUGUAGAGCAUUUUAUAAAUACUAGCACCUGGCUAUUUGUUGUUGUUUUUUUAAACGCAGAAUGCAUAUGUUUCAUUUCUUCUUUUACUAUGAUCUAUAAACCCAUAUUUAAUUUAUCCACUUGCAGCUGGUGCACUAUUUUUGUUGAAGCAGGCUUAAAAAUCUGGCAGGAGGCCUUCCUGCUUUCUUGCUCUUUUCAGUGUUGCAAUGUUAUUUUGCACAAUUGGCGCUUUCUGGGUGGUUUCUUGACUUUUUUUCUAAAGCUGAAGCCUUUCUCUAAAACUUGCCUCUGCCUAGCCUUCCACUCUUCCCACAGGUGAACUGAUAAUCCUAAGGCUUGGCUGCUGCUGUGUUUAGAGGUGUACAAGUUAAUUAGUUCUUGUGCCGCAGUGUGGAAAUUUAUUUUCAGGUUUUCCUAUAAGGGUUUCAUGUGCCUUGUAAUGUAUGGAAGUUGAAGUUUUCAUUUGGAAGAAAACUUUAGAUCGUCUCUUAUUUAGUGACAGUAUACAUCCACAUUAUGCAGAUGACAAUAUUUUGUUCUUUGACCUGGUUCAUUACAUUUUUUUUCAUGUGACAAAAGAAAUGUUUAUAGUUACCUGUUAAAUUUCCUUUUUGGGGGUCACUAAUUUCUAUUUGAGAGAAUACUGAAAAGUAUGUGAGUUGAAAAUAGGUUAAAUUUACAUAAUCUUAUUUAUGGCUGAUAGUCUUGUAAUUCCAUAUGUUUUAUAUUUAACAUAAAAGUUUGGUCUGACAUGCUCUUCUCCCACUUAGUGUUUCUUAAAAUUAUUGUUUGUUGUUUGGUUUUACAUUACAUGCUUUUUCCAGGGAAUUACUUUCUCAACUUUUAGUACCUUGAAAAAAAAAAUUUUUUUUCCCUAAUGAUCCUCUUGAAACUAGAACCUUCUCGAAUAAAUGAAGACCUUCAUUUGUUUUAUUGAAGCCUUUUGAGUGGUUAUUCUAUCUGCAGUUAUAGUGCUCUAGACUCUGAUUUCUUUAAAAAGUUAGACAAACCGUGGUUAAUGACUUACUUUUCAGAGGUUACUUUGCAGUUAGCUGGUGGUCUAAAGUGGAAAUAAGCUUCAAAGAGGGGUUGGUUAUCUCUUAAAUUCCUUUAUCUCUUAAAUUCCUUUUCCCAGUCUUUCUGUUUGCUGCCCUUCAUUUUUUUUUUUUUUAACUUUGUAGCUGUCUUGGUUUUAUUGCUCCCAGAUGAAUUCUUUUCUAUUGGCAAUAUUAAAGUAAGGGUGAUUUAGAAGAAUUGGGGUUUUAAAAUCUGUUUAUUGAAGUUCUGGAGGCUAGCUGCUGGGGCAUUUUUCUUUGUGGAAAGUAAGCAGAAAUAAAUGGACAAAUAGUCUGAAAUGCCAGUGAGUGUUGCCAAGUAAUGUGCUGACAGCUGGGCCUGACAGUGAUUCCUCACCACUAGGCAUUCCUGACCUGUCCCCUUCUCACCUCUGUCCCCUGCCACCACCCCCUCUCCCAGCAACAAAAAUCUGGGAGGAAUGCCUGUUCCCGUUUUAGAGAACUACUUGGAUAUUCACGACAGUUUUUCAGACAGAAUGUCGACAGUGUCUCUUUGAACUUAGUAAUAAGGUUCUCCUUUUUAUCAGGUUCUUUACCCUUCGUGCAGUUUUAAAAUCUGACUCAUAAACAGGCUGUCCAUCCCUUAUGGGUCAUCUUGCUCGGCUUGAAACAGCAGCACAGGCAGAAGCCCCAUUUGAGGCCCAUGACUUGAGACAUGACAAUUUGGCAUUGAUCAGGCGUCGAUUAGCAAGGUAAAAGUAACAGAACCAUGGCUCAGUUUCCAACACCUUUUGGAGGCAGCCUGGAUAUCUGGGCCAUAACUGUAGAGGAAAGAGCAAAGCACGAUCAACAGUUUCAUAGUUUAAAGCCAAUAUCCGGAUUUAUUACUGGUGAUCAAGCUAGAAACUUUUUUUUUCAAUCUGGGUUACCUCAGCCUGUUUUAGCACAGAUAUGGGCGCUAGCUGAUAUGAACAAUGACGGGCGAAUGGAUCAAGUGGAGUUUUCCAUAGCUAUGAAACUUAUCAAACUGAAACUGCAAGGGUACCAACUCCCUUCCACACUUCCCCCUGUCAUGAAACAGCAGCCGGUCGCUAUUUCUAGUGCACCAGCCUUUGGAAUAGGAGGCAUCGCCAGCAUGCCGCCACUCACAGCUGUUGCUCCGGUGCCAAUGGGAUCCAUUCCAGUUGUCGGAAUGUCUCCACCUCUAGUAUCUUCUGUUCCUACAGCAGCAGUGCCUCCCCUGGCUAACGGGGCUCCCCCUGUUAUACAACCUCUACCCGCAUUUGCUCAUCCUGCAGCCACAUUGCCAAAGAGCUCUUCCUUCAGUAGAUCUGGUCCAGGGUCACAAUUAAACACUAAAUUACAGAAGGCACAGUCAUUUGAUGUGGCUAGUGCCCCUCCCGCGGCAGAAUGGGCUGUCCCUCAGUCAUCCAGACUGAAAUACAGACAGUUAUUCAAUAGUCAUGACAAAACUAUGAGUGGACACUUAACAGGUCCCCAAGCAAGAACUAUUCUUAUGCAAUCAAGUUUACCACAGGCUCAGCUGGCUUCAAUUUGGAAUCUUUCUGACAUUGAUCAAGAUGGAAAACUCACAGCAGAAGAAUUUAUCCUGGCUAUGCACCUGAUUGAUGUAGCGAUGUCUGGCCAACCACUGCCACCUGUCCUGCCUCCAGAGUACAUUCCACCUUCCUUUAGACGAGUUCGAUCUGGCAGUGGUAUAUCUGUCAUCAGCUCAACGGCAGUAGAUCAGAGGUUACCAGAGGAACCAGUUUUAGAAGAUGAGCAACAACAGCUAGAGAAGAAAUUGCCCGUAACAUUUGAGGAUAAGAAGCGUGAGAAUUUUGAGCGUGGCAACCUGGAACUGGAGAAGCGGAGGCAGGCUCUCCUGGAACAGCAGCGCAAAGAGCAGGAGCGCCUGGCCCAGCUCGAGCGCGCGGAGCAGGAGAGGAAGGAGCGGGAGCGCCAGGAGCAGGAGCGCAAGAGACAACUGGAGCUGGAGAAGCAACUGGAAAAGCAGCGGGAGCUAGAACGGCAGAGAGAGGAGGAGAGGAGGAAGGAAAUCGAGAGACGGGAGGCUGCAAAACGAGAACUUGAAAGGCAACGACAACUUGAAUGGGAACGGAAUCGAAGACAAGAACUACUCAAUCAAAGAAACAAAGAACAAGAAGACAUAGUUGUACUGAAAGCAAAGAAAAAGACUCUGGAAUUUGAAUUAGAAGCUCUAAAUGAUAAAAAGCAUCAACUAGAAGGAAAACUUCAAGAUAUCAGAUGUCGAUUGACCACCCAAAGGCAAGAAAUUGAGAGUACGAACAAAUCCAGAGAGUUGAGGAUUGCAGAAAUCACCCAUCUACAGCAACAGUUACAGGAGGCUCAGCAAAUGCUUGGAAGACUUAUUCCAGAGAAACAGAUACUCAAUGACCAAUUAAAACAAGUUCAGCAAAACAGUUUACACAGAGAUUCACUUCUGACACUCAAAAGAGCGUUAGAAGCAAAAGAAGUGGCUCGUCAGCAACUCCGAGACCAACUGGAUGAAGUUGAGAAAGAAACCAGGUCGAAACUACAGGAGAUUGAUAUUUUCAAUAAUCAGCUGAAGGAACUGAGAGAAAUACAUAAUAAGCAACAACUCCAGAAACAAAAGUCCAUAGAGGCCGAACGUCUGAAACAGAAAGAACAAGAGCGAAAGAUCAUAGAAUUAGAAAAACAAAAAGAAGAAGCCCAAAGACGAGCUCAGGAGAGGGACAAGCUGUGGACUGAGCACACGCAGCCGGACAAUGAGCAGCAGCGGCCAAGGAAGAUUCACGAUGAAGAGAAACUCCGAAGGGAGGAGAGUGUCAAGAAGAAGGACGGCGAGGAGAAGGGCAAACCGGACACACAGGACAAGAUGAGUCGGCUUUGCCAUCAGCAUCAAGAACCCGCCAAGCCAGCUGUCCAGGCACCCUGGUCCACCACAGAAAAAGGCCCACUUACAAUUUCCGCACAGGAGAAUGUAAAGGUGGUGUAUUACCGAGCGCUCUAUCCCUUUGAAUCCAGAAGUCAUGAUGAGAUCACGAUCCAGCCCGGAGAUAUAGUAAUGGUUAAAGGGGAAUGGGUGGAUGAAAGCCAAACUGGAGAACCGGGCUGGCUUGGAGGAGAAUUAAAAGGAAAGACAGGAUGGUUCCCUGCAAACUAUGCAGAGAAAAUCCCAGAAAACGAGGUUCCUGCUCCAGUCAAACCUGGGCCCGACACGACCUCUACCCCUGCACCCAAACUGGCCGUGCGUGAGACCCCCGCUCCUGUGGCUGUGACCGCUCCAGAGCCCUCCACGACCCCCAACAACUGGGCUGAUUUCAGCUCCACGUGGCCCACCAGCACGAAUGAGAAGCCAGAAACCGACAACUGGGAUGCGUGGGCAGCCCAGCCCUCACUCACCGUCCCAAGUGCAGGCCAGCUACGGCAGAGGUCAGCCUUCACUCCAGCCACGGCCACGGGCUCGUCUCCAUCCCCUGUGUUAGGCCAGGGUGAGAAGGUGGAGGGGCUACAAGCGCAAGCCCUGUAUCCUUGGAGAGCCAAAAAAGACAACCACUUAAAUUUUAACAAAAAUGAUGUCAUCACCGUCCUGGAACAGCAAGACAUGUGGUGGUUUGGAGAAGUUCAAGGUCAGAAGGGUUGGUUCCCCAAGUCUUACGUGAAACUCAUUUCAGGGCCCAUAAGGAAAUCUACAAGCAUCGAUUCUGGUUCUUCAGAAAGUCCCGCUAGUCUAAAGAGAGUAGCGUCUCCAGCAGCCAAGCCAGCCGUUUCGGGAGAAGAAUUUAUUGCCAUGUACACUUACGAGAGUUCUGAGCAAGGCGAUUUAACCUUUCAGCAAGGGGAUGUGAUUUUGGUUACCAAGAAAGAUGGUGACUGGUGGACAGGAACAGUGGGCGACAAGUCUGGAGUCUUCCCUUCUAACUAUGUGAGGCUUAAAGAUUCAGAGGGCUCUGGAACUGCGGGGAAAACAGGGAGUUUAGGAAAAAAACCUGAAAUCGCACAGGUGAUUGCCUGCUACACUGCCACAGGUCCCGAGCAGCUCACCCUGGCCCCUGGUCAGCUGAUUUUGAUCCGAAAAAAGAACCCAGGUGGAUGGUGGGAAGGAGAGCUGCAAGCACGUGGGAAAAAGCGCCAGAUAGGCUGGUUCCCGGCUAAUUAUGUAAAACUUUUAAGCCCCGGGACGAGCAAAAUCACUCCAACGGAGCCAGCGAAGCCGACGGCGUUACCGGCAGUGUGCCAGGUGAUCGGCAUGUACGACUACAUCGCCCAGAACGACGAUGAACUGGCCUUCAACAAGGGCCAGAUCAUCAACGUCCUCAACAAGGAGGACCCCGACUGGUGGAAAGGAGAAGUCAAUGGACAAGUGGGGCUCUUCCCCUCCAACUACGUGAAGCUGACCACAGACAUGGACCCAAGCCAGCAAUGGUGUUCAGACUUACACCUCUUGGAUAUGCUGACCCCCACUGAAAGAAAGCGGCAAGGAUACAUCCAUGAGCUCAUUGUGACAGAGGAGAACUAUGUGAAUGACCUCCAGCUGGUCACAGAGAUCUUUCAGAAACCCCUGAUGGAGUCUGAGCUGCUGACAGAGAAAGAGGGUGCUAUGAUUUUUGUUAACUGGAAGGAGCUGAUUAUGUGUAAUAUCAAACUACUGAAAGCGCUGAGAGUCCGCAAGAAGAUGUCUGGGGAGAAGAUGCCUGUGAAGAUGGUCGGCGACAUCCUGACCGCCCAGCUGCCGCACAUGCAGCCCUACAUCCGCUUCUGCAGCUGUCAGCUCAAUGGGGCUGCCCUGAUCCAGCAGAAGACGGACGAGGCCCCGGACUUCAAGGAGUUUGUCAAAAGACUGGCAAUGGACCCUCGAUGUAAAGGGAUGCCACUCUCUAGUUUUAUACUGAAGCCUAUGCAACGGGUAACAAGAUACCCACUGAUCAUUAAAAAUAUCCUGGAACACACUCCUGAAAACCACCCUGACCACAGCCACUUGAAGCACGCCCUGGAGAAAGCGGAGGAGCUGUGCUCCCAGGUGAACGAAGGGGUGCGGGAGAAGGAGAACUCCGACCGGCUGGAGUGGAUCCAAGGCCACGUGCAGUGUGAAGGCCUGUCUGAGCAACUUGUGUUCAAUUCAGUGACCAACUGCUUGGGGCCACGCAAGUUUCUGCACAGUGGGAAACUCUACAAGGCCAAGAGCAACAAGGAGCUGUAUGGCUUCCUCUUCAACGACUUCCUCCUGCUGACCCAAAUCAUAAAGCCCUUGGGCUCAUCUGGCACGGACAAAGUCUUCAGUCCCAAAUCGAACCUGCAGUACAAAAUGUACAAAACACCUAUUUUCCUGAAUGAGGUUCUAGUAAAAUUACCCACUGACCCUUCUGGAGAUGAGCCCAUCUUCCACAUCUCCCACAUUGACCGAGUCUACACCCUCCGAGCCGAAAGCAUAAAUGAAAGGACUGCCUGGGUGCAGAAAAUCAAAGCUGCUUCAGAACUCUAUAUAGAGACUGAGAAAAAGAAGCGGGAGAAGGCGUACCUGGUCCGUUCCCAAAGGGCAACAGGUAUUGGAAGGUUGAUGGUGAACGUUGUUGAAGGCAUUGAGCUGAAACCCUGUCGGUCACAUGGAAAGAGUAACCCGUACUGUGAGGUGACCAUGGGCUCCCAGUGUCACAUCACCAAGACGAUCCAGGACACUCUGAAUCCCAAAUGGAAUUCCAACUGCCAGUUCUUCAUCAAAGACCUGGAGCAGGAGGUCCUCUGCAUCACCGUGUUUGAGAGGGACCAGUUCUCUCCAGACGAUUUUUUGGGUCGGACAGAGAUCCGUGUGGCCGACAUCAAGAAGGACCAGGGUUCCAAAGGCCCAGUUACAAAGUGUCUCCUGCUACAUGAAGUCCCCACAGGGGAGAUUGUGGUCCGCUUAGACCUGCAGCUGUUUGAUGAGCCAUAGGGAGCAGGCCCUGGUGUGCUGGUAGACUUCCUACAGCCCAAGGCAGCAGGUGGGAUCUGGACAUGGGAUUGCUUUUCUAAGACCACCGUUGGAUGUUCAGCCACAGGGCAACGGGACAGUGAAGACAGGCCCCUCAAAACUUUUAGGAAUAAUUCUUGACAAUCCUUCCCCCGCCCCCAAACAAGUUCCCAUUUUAUGAAGCAGAACUGUCUUCCUUCAUCCUCACUGCAGGCCUCAUCAUGGCUUCAAGGGUCUUUGAAAUCCCAUAGCCCCCAGCUAGAUUUGGUUGGGAGUCUGGCCCAUCCCUGGGCUCGAGGCUUGGGUCUGGUCACUGUAAAAUAGAUUUAUAAAUGCAAUGUCUGUAUUUUUGGAGAACUCAUGUAACCUUCCACCAGUCCCCAGAUAGGCCCCUGGGGCCAUGAUGCCUAGUCCUUCGUGUGUUUUAGAAGUAACUAUGAAGGUCUUGCCAUUGCUUCAGAAUCUUAUUCCCCAACCGGGACCUUAUUUGAAAUGCUGCCCUGGAUAUGAUCAGUCGGGGAGGUGGUCUCCAAAUCAGACAGUGGGCUAGCUCUUUGAAGAGCUGGUCCAUGGAAGAUUCUAGCAGGUGCAUUGUUAGAGCCCUUCCAGUGCCCUCCAGGUCUUUUAUUGAUAGAUGUCAAUGAAAACUAUCACUAGCUACCUUCAGGUGACCCAGUUUUGAUUUCCAGCAUGCUUGGAAGAUGGUUAAGGAAGCUUGUUAUCUACAAAGUUAUACUUUGUUGGAUUAGAUCACCACAGGUCACCUGAAAGGCUACUUUACAAUGUCAUUGGGCCCUGGUUGCCAGCCCAGUUGGAAAAUUCUCUUUGGUUUGGAGGUCCUAUGAUGUUUCAUGACAAGAGUAAUCUCUGGUGACCAGCUCUGAGCCUGCUUUUGCUUGAAUGUGCCGGAUCCUGAUUGUCAUGGGAAAUUCUAGCAGCUGUCUUUGGUGUGUUCCCAAGAAAGAAACGUCCCCAAGACGUGAAAAGGAAAAGUCACGAUCCGGAAGUGGGAUGGAAAGAUGUAAAGGAACUCCAUUACAUGCUGGGGGGAAGGCCCUAGGAGCGUACACGCCUCACAAAUCUGGGGAGGAAGACCCAAGACUCGUUCCCAUAUUCUUCCAUACGCAACCAACCUCUCAGUAAUGGAAACCCAUGUGCUUGUUGCCAGAGUCAGGAACGUAUGACCAUGUGCCAAGCUGUUUGAUUUGAGUUCUUUGAUUUUUUUCCCCCCCUUAAUAGCCAGGAGAUAGGCUGGUUAACUAGAUAAUAACUCGAUUUGCUAAUGAUAAGUGUGGGCCGUAUUUUGUUCGCAUGUUAAUGUUCUCCUAAUCCCAGUUUGUUGUGGUCAUGACAUGUUCUUUGCAUGUUCUCUUGGUACUGGAGUCCAGCUUUCCUGUGUUAGACAGUGUUCUCUUCGAUUGUAGGUCCUAAUUUAACUAGGGUUGUAGAAGUGCUUUGUAAGUGGUAGCAUUAACAUAGUGGCCGAGUCUCCACUUUGCUGGGAACUGAAUGCAUAGUGUCAUAAUUUCCCAUAAGAGCUCUGUCAUAUUUCAAGCAAUUUUUAAAAUGUGUGUGUUAGAAAGGGCGACAAAGUUUACAUUUCAUACUUUUAAGAAACACUUUAUUAUUUAUUUAUUGAAGAUAGCGUAGAAUUUUGUAUCGCGAACAAACAGACAUGAGUAUUUUUUAAAACAGACACACCCUUUAGUUAGAAACUUUCAACUGAACACUGUUACAGACCAAGGUGAACUUCAGGCAUGCAUUUGUUUACCACUUCCCAGAAGAAGAUAUAGUGAAAAUACCUUAGGUUUAUAUUUUUUUGACGUUGUUAAGAAACUGUGUGGAAUUAAAUCUAUAAAUAGACAUACAA